AUGCCCGAAAGAGAACCUCGUCUAGUUCUUCCCAAGAUGCUUGGUGAAACGAUCACCACAUACUGCCCUGAUCCAGAUGACCCUUUAUUAUCUUCUCUUUACAAAACACACGAAUGGAUUAUCAUGGAGAAGCUGAGAGAGGAACCAUGCCCAAUUACCCCAGAGGAUUUCAACCAAGGCAUAGGCUCUGCAUCUACUACUGGAACAUAUCUUUGUCACUGCAUAGACGACCCCGGAUUUGAUCUCGCCUUCAUGCGUAUCUAUAAACAAAUCCCUCUGGAUGGCACUGAGUUUGAUAAUUUAGAGAAUCGGAAGAAGCAGGCUACCAUUGAAUCUUUCGUGGAACUAGAUGCCUUGAAGAAGUUUACAGAGACCGAGUGUACUGCUACCCCUAAACUCCUUGGAUAUCAAAUUAAUAACCAAGGCGCGAACGACCUUAUCCCCCGCGGAUAUAUCAUUUACCUUAUAUUGGAAAAGGUCCAAGGAGAACCUCUUGAAUUUGAGGAGUUCUGGAGCUUUCCCUUAUAUAAACGCAAAUCUAUCCGUGAGAAGUUCAAAGUCGCUUAUAUGGAAAUUCUGAGCAAAAUCACCGGUUUCGAUAUGGCUAUAGAGAUCGACCCAGAGUAUGAAUGGACAGACAACAACUUCGUGAUAUAUGACCUGGUCCUGCUCUCCUCGAACUAUGAGAAGUACGUUCCCAUGGCGAAUGAUAUCACCACUGAUAAGUACGAGGGCUGGAGGUGGUGA
Molecule: messenger RNA, 747 nt
Organism: Penicillium psychrosexuale
Lineage: Eukaryota; Fungi; Ascomycota; Eurotiomycetes; Eurotiales; Aspergillaceae
Exons: 3
Coding region: 1-747 (248 amino acids)
Source: RefSeq, a predicted model, not a curated record